AUGGUCAACAAGAAGGUGGCCUUGACAAUAGCUCUCACAGCAGCAGCAACCGUGUCCGCCUCGCCUCUCGCGGUCCGACCAAUCCCUACACCGACAACUGCCUCAGCCCCGGCUGCCAACUCAACUCUAACACCUCCCGCCACUUCAGCAGGCAACGCUACCGUUCCACCGGCUCAGAUCACCACCCCAGCCGAAGCGGGGGCGGGAGCAGAAGCUGGCCAACCCGGCAACAUCAUCGACGCUGUCAACGCUCUCGUCUCCCAAGUGAAAGGUAUCCUCGGACCUCUUUCUGCAGCUGCAGCAGCAGCCGACAGUGCAGAUGCCGCAAGGGAGACGACCAUAACGGCAACUGUAACGGAGACAGCAAAGGCUACUGGCGGUGCCGGGGCAGGUGUUGGAGUGAUAAUGAAGCCCGCCAAUGGCACCGAAGCUGCUACCUCCGCGGCUGGUGAGACCGAGGCAUCCCCGACUGCACCACCGGUGGCUGGUGCGCCUGCAGACGCUCCAGCUGAUGAGGCUAAAGACGGUGAAGCCGCCGCACCCCCUGCUGCGGGAGAGUCGGAUCCUGCCUCGUCUGUGACCUCUGCCGCCGCCACUGCCACGUCCGAGGCUGCGGCCGUCUCUUCCCCUGCGCGGAACGGAACGGAUUCUGCUGGCACCGGACGGAAUGGUGAUGCCGGGGCUGAGGAGGAGAGCGAUCCGACGAUUGUUAUCAUUGUUAGUCAGUAA
Podospora anserina S mat+ is the source of this 729-nucleotide messenger RNA. RefSeq lists its product as uncharacterized. Bases 1 to 729 code for a protein of 242 amino acids. The transcript is spliced from 2 exons. The record is from RefSeq and is a predicted model, not a curated record. Lineage: Eukaryota; Fungi; Ascomycota; Sordariomycetes; Sordariales; Podosporaceae.